Rhipicephalus sanguineus (brown dog tick) is the source of this 2208-nucleotide messenger RNA. Its product is annotated as ubiquitin-like modifier-activating enzyme 1. Gene Ontology annotation, cellular component: cytoplasm; SUMO activating enzyme complex. Gene Ontology annotation, molecular function: SUMO activating enzyme activity. Gene Ontology annotation, biological process: protein sumoylation. NCBI's taxonomy places the organism in Eukaryota, Metazoa, Arthropoda, Arachnida, Ixodida, Ixodidae. The record is from RefSeq and is a predicted model, not a curated record. The coding region runs from base 1 to 2208 and encodes 735 amino acids. The transcript is spliced from 19 exons.
AUGACUCCAUCGCAAGAAAAAGCGGCGCAGUCUGGCUCAUCGGAACAGAAACCACCGGACAUUGACGAGAACCUCUACUCGAGACAGCUCUAUGUACUCGGGCGCGAAGCCAUGGCCCGCAUGGCCCAGUCGGACGUUCUCAUUUCGGGCAUGGGAGGCCUGGGUGUUGAGAUCGCUAAGAACAUCAUCCUGGCCGGCGUCAGGUCUGUCAACAUUCAUGAUGAGGCAGUGUGCACAGCGGGGGACCUCUCGUCUCAGUAUUUCCUCGGCGAAGAUACCAUAGGCGAAAACCGGGCAAGCGCAUGCGAGGCUUCCCUGGCACAACUGAAUCAGUACGUCCAGGUGAAAGCCCACACGGAACCGCUGACCAAUGAUUUCCUGAAAAAAAUCACUGUAGUUGUGUUGACUGAGACUCCGCUCGCAACUCAACAGUCCAUGGCCGCCUUCACCCACGAGAACAACAUCCCUCUCAUCGUCGCUGAUACCAGGGGCUUGGCGGGGCAAAUCUUCUGCGACUUCGGUGACAAGUUCCGCGUGUUUGACGCCAACGGAGAGCCACCGCGGUCGGUUAUGAUUAGCUCCAUCAGCGAGAAGGAUGGAGUGGUUCGAACCGUGGACGGAGCACCGCACGGUCUCGAAGACGGCGCCUACGUCACAUUUUCCGAAGUCCGGGGCGCGACCGAGAUCAACGCCUGCCCACCCAUGCAGGUUAAGGUGUUGGGUUCAGACGAAUUCUCCGUGCAGCUUCCGACGAAGCUCAGUGAUAAAGCCACAGGGGGCGUUGCAACCGAGGUUAAGAUGCCGAAGGACGUCGAGUUUAAACCCUUGAAGGAAUCCCUGGUGAAUCCCGAGUUCGUCACAUGCGACUCGGCGAAUUCAGAUCGCGGCGCGCAGUUGCACUUGGGCUUCCAGGCUCUGCACGCCUUUCAGGAGGCGCACCAGAGACUGCCGCGUCCUUGGAACAUGUCCGACGCAGUGGAGGUGGUACAGAUAGCCAAGGAGAAGAACGCACUGCAGGCCAACCCCCUCAGCGAGGUUGACGAGAAGAUUCUCACUGUGCUCUCCUGUGUCUCAUCUGGCUCCCUGUGUCCCAUGCAGUCUGUCAUCGGCAGCAUCGCAGCACAGGAAGUCAUGAAGGCGUGCAGUGGCAAGUUCACUCCGAUCCACCAGUGGUUCUACUUCGAUGCUUUCGAGUGCCUCCCGCAGAAGAAAGCGGUUUGUGAGGAGUACGCCAACGCAAUGGAGCUUACGCGGUACGGCGGGCAGGCCCACGUGUUUGGCUCUGACGUGGUGACCCUAUUGCUGGCGCAAAACUACUUCGUGCUCACCGCUACGGGUAUGCCUUUCUGGUCUGGAACGAAGCGCUGCCCCCAUCCGAUCGAGUUCGACCCUAACAACACGCUGCACAUGGACUACAUCGUCGCCGCGGCCAACCUGCGGGCUGCCAUGUUCGGCAUCCCGAAAAACACGGACCGCGAAGCGAUUGCCCGGAUGCUCGAAGACGUCGAGGUUCCAGUCUACGUUCCUGUGCGCUGUACUUACCUUGCGACGAUGGAGAACCAACUAACUCGAGAUGGGUUAUUCACUUAUGCAGACGAGCAGCGCAUGCGCAAGCUACUGGAGGAGCUUCCGGAUCCAAAGGAUCUCGACGGCUUGGCCCUGACCGUGCUCGAGUUCGAGAAGGACGACGAGUCCAACUUCCACAUGGACUUCAUCGUGGCCGCCUCGAACCUGCGCGCUUCCAACUACGACAUUCAGCCGGCCGAUCGGCUCACGAGCAAACUGGUCGCGGGCAGGAUCAUCCCUGCCAUCGCCACCACCACGUCGCUCGUGGCGGGCCUCGCCUGCCUCGAACUAUACAAGCUAGUUCAAGAUCACGACAGGCUCGAGCUCUACAGGAACAGCUUCGUCAACUUGGCUCUGCCGUUCGUCGGUUUCUCAGAGCCCAUUCCACCUGUUAAGAAAAAGUUCCGCAACCGUGAGUUCACCCUCUGGAACUGUAUCGAAGUCGAGGGGGAGUUGACUCUUGCGGAGCUUCUAGACCAUUUCCGGCUCGAGCACCAAGUCGAAGUGGUCAGCCUGAUGGAAGGACCCCGAACUCUAUACGACGCCGACACGCCCAAUUCGCGGAAUCGCAUGGACCUCGGGACCACCAACAGCGGAGAGGAAGUGGAGGUGCCGGCAGUGCGAUACGUGCUGCGCAGAUGA